UGUCCCUUUGAGACUGUUGAUGUGAAUUGAUCUAUUCACCGGAAAUAAAUCAUAUGAGGAAAUAAAUCAUAUGAAUUGGAUAAAAUGGCAGAUAAAUUUCAAAGAUUGAGUUUCCUUAAGAAAACGAGAUGUGUUAUGAUUUCUACAAUGAUGAUUACUGUUGUUGGAUAUACUGUUAUUGAGAGGCUUAAAAACAAGCUCGACAUUCCAAGUGUAAAUAAAGUUACAUAUGGAUUUGGCAACGCGUCUGAGAAGCUAAAAGCGCUACCAGGCCCUGACAUCGUGUUUGCGAUUUGCAAGGGUAUCCCCGACCCACCGACCGGAAAAGUGUGGCCUGAGGAGAACUUCCGGUACAUACCGGAAGUGGUCAACCUCGAUGAGCUGCCGCACGCCGCAACUUCUAUGCUGGUGAAUAACGGAAGUCAUACAGUAAAAGUAGGGGAUACUGUGACAUUCACAGUCGUCUUGUGUGACAGGCAAGGCAAGAGGCGGCAAAGGGGUGGAGACCUGGUCCGCGUGUGGCUUACGGAGCCCGCCGUAGGUGCGGCGGUAAACGCCCGCGUUCUCGACAACGGGGACGGCAGUUACACUGCCGCCACUACGGUAUUCUGGGUAGGCAGACCGGAAAUUAAAGCUGCAAUUAUUUCUCCACGAGAGGUCAUCGCUGCAGUGCUCAACCGAAGGCACAUCUGUCCGCCAGUGCUUGUCAACACAGCAAUAUUUCAACAUCCUGUUGACAAGUCCAUUAAAGAAGAGACGCCAUGUAACGCUUAUCCCCACGUGACCGGAUAUGACGUCAUCUGCAACCUCACCGAAGAUAACUUUGGAUGGCAUUGGUAUUGUGGCAAACCAAGACACGACCAGUUGCAGUGCGUCGAUUGGACGGCGGUAGCCGACCGGAACUUGUGGAGCCUUGGGACUGAUAUCAACUUCCAGUCGGACAACAGAAAAGCGCUCUGCUCUUUGGAUCACUCAUCACAAGUAUUACUUGCAUCCAUAAGAAUCACUGUUACAUCAGAUUCAAAUAUAAGUCACGUCAUCGCAACACCCCCUUGCAGUAGAAGCAUCCUGUCUCACACGUGGAAAAUGGACUCGCCCACUGGUCACCUAUAUAAAAACACGUGGUUCAGCAAAAAUUGUCGCCCUUGGAUUACAAAACACGAGAUAAGGGAGUGUUUACGUAAUACGAACAUUGCGUUAAUAGGGGACUCAACGUUAAGGCAGAUGUUUUACUCAAUCCGCACGCUUAUCUCAUGCAAAUGGGGCAGUGACACGUUUGCCAAUGGCGGAAAGCAUCGAACCACUUCUUGCAAUGAUAUCACCACCAAUACAUCUCUUGCGUGGAUUCCCCAUGGCCUCCCGUUCUGUACAGGCGAGCUUCCUCGGCAGUACUUGAAGACCUUCAAGGCGUCAGUAAAUAUCUUACGUAAAACUGACCAAAGAAAUAUUAUCGUAUUUCAUAUAUACGCCCAUACACUGAACUAUCAUUCUCGUGUGUUCUAUAGUAUUCUAAAGGACCUUGCUUCUGUUAUAAGACGAAUAAUAGCUGACAACGACAACACAUUUGUUGUUUUAAAGGGACCUCAUGCGUUUUCAUUCGCUAAAUCAAAAGACCAUGUGAUAUGGAUGCCAGAUGUGUAUGCAUCAAUUUAUACAAACUUCAUCAAUGACGAAUUUGAUGAUAUCAAAGAUCGAGUGAUGUUCUUGGAAGCUCUAGAUAUGACCAUAGCAACAGAACAAUGGCACAUACAUUCUGAGAAAAAUAUCAUUCUUCAGCAUGUUUUGCAAAUACUUGAACAUGUUUGCUGAUUAUGUGUUUAUAUGUUUAUAUAAUAAAGAUAAAUGAUA
Mya arenaria is the source of this 1848-nucleotide messenger RNA. RefSeq names its product NXPE family member 4-like. Bases 85 to 1809 code for a protein of 574 amino acids. The record is from RefSeq and is a predicted model, not a curated record. The transcript is spliced from 8 exons. Lineage: Eukaryota; Metazoa; Mollusca; Bivalvia; Myida; Myidae.